Molecule: messenger RNA, 771 nt
Organism: Musca domestica (house fly)
Lineage: Eukaryota; Metazoa; Arthropoda; Insecta; Diptera; Muscidae
Product: larval cuticle protein 2-like
Exons: 2
Coding region: 148-681 (177 amino acids)
Cellular component (GO): chitin-based extracellular matrix
Molecular function (GO): structural constituent of chitin-based larval cuticle
Source: RefSeq, a predicted model, not a curated record
GAGAUGAUACCAUAAAAUAGUCAAACCAAUCUCAGAAAUUGGCAAAGCCGUUGGCAAACAAAAUCAUAUAAAAACUUGGUGAAUUCUUGGCAGCAUCAUCAGUUUUCGAAUUCAAAGCUAAAUCCCAACAGUAUUUCCAGCCAAAAUAUGUUCAAAUUUAUUGUCCUUUGUGCCUUGAUAGCCACGGCUGUGGCCCUACCCAAAUAUGGCGGCAAAAAUACCUACAAAGCUGCCUAUGGUUCCCAUGCCCCGGCCAGUAGUGGUGGCCACCAUGCCAGCGGUGAUGAAGUCCAUGCCGAGACAACAAACUUUGCUGCCGAUGUCAAUGAACAUGGUUUCCAAUAUGCCUAUGACACCACCAAUGAUAUCCAUGCCGCCGCUUCCGGAGAUGAAAACGGCGAUCACAAGGGUGACUUCUCUUGGGUAUCGCCCGAAGGUGAACACAUCGCUGUGCAAUAUGUGGCCGAUGAAAAUGGUUAUCAACCCAACAGUGCCUUGCUGCCAACACCACCACCCAUUCCAGAGGCCAUCUUGAAGGCUUUGGAAUACAUUCGUACCCAUCCUCCCAAGGAGGUGGAUCAUGAACACAGUGCCGCAGCUUCGUAUCGCAGCAAUACCUUUAGCCGCAGCAACAGCAACAACCGGGGAAAUAGCAACAAACAAUUUGGCAGACAUUUCUAAAUAAAAGGGGAAUGUCAUGGGUUAAGAGUCCUUUCAGGGAGUACUAAAAGGAUAGCUUAAUCUGAAAAUAAAGUGGUAGUAUGGAAUAAA